GAAGCUUCAAAUUGUGCUUCAGUCUGUCAUUGAUAAUGGGAUUAAUGUUAAGGUAAAAAUUAAGCAGCAAAAGAGACCCAGAAAGUGGGAAGUCCACCAUUAGCAUGGACGUAUGAAGAACAUGAGGCUGCACUUUUGAUAUCAAAAUGGCAAGCUCAAGUGAGAGUGAACGCAAGGAACCGGUGAAUGAGCAAAUGGUUGCGAACAUGUAUGGUGCUUUAAGGUCUGAACUCAAUCAGAUAUACUCAAAAAUCACAGAACUCGAAAUGGAAGUCAGUGAGCACUCUCUGGUUAUUUCUGCAAUUGAGCCACUUGACCCAUCAAGAAGAUGCUACAGAAUGAUCGGUGGAGUGCUGGUGGAAAGAACAAUCAAAGAGGUCCUGCCUGCUGUUCGACGCAACAAAGAGGGACUCGAGGAGGUCAUUUCUAGACUCAAUGAGGCCUUGGAGAAGAAGAAGAAGGAGAUUUCUGACUUGGAGACCAAAUACAAGAUCAGGAUUAGAAAGCCUGAUGGUGAGGCUAAGGAAGAAGACAGUGGGCGGAAAGAAGGUGCAGCCCAGGGAGUCUUAGUUGGCCCUGCAGGUGAAAGUUAAACUCUCAACCCCAUGAUGAACUUUUAUCAUAUUCUUGUAGUGCUGAACUUUUAGUUUCAUCUUGAUGGUUCACUGUUAUAAGCCAGUUUGUGUGAAGUUUUGUUUUGACAACUUUCAGUUCAAUAGGAAGAUUUCCAGGACUUGUAUGGUAUAGAUGAUUUUGACGGGAAAAAGUUGAAUGGGAACCGACUUUUCAUCGUUUUGAUGUGGAAAAA
Messenger RNA from Benincasa hispida (wax gourd), 808 nucleotides. The record is from RefSeq and is a predicted model, not a curated record. Lineage: Eukaryota; Viridiplantae; Streptophyta; Magnoliopsida; Cucurbitales; Cucurbitaceae.